AUGCUUAUCCUGUUAUCUACUCUCAUGGAUACCAAGAAACAUGGUAAAACAGUUGCUGCCUAUAUGACCAAGAUCAAAAGUCUUGUUGAUGAUCUUGCUCUCAUCGGCCAAAAUCUUAGUGAUGUCGAAAUUCUUGCUCGUACCCUCAAUGGAUUAGCCGAUGAUUUCAAAGAACUAACUGCCACAAUCCGUGUAUGUGACACUCCUAUCUCUUUUGAAGACCUCUAUGAAAAACUUCUUGAUGAAGAACUCGUUCACAAUCGUGGUGAACCUAAGGAGGAUGACAUACGCAUCACCGCUCAAUUCACUCAACGACGCCAAAAUUUUCGAGGCCAUGGCGGUAGAGGCAAUCGUGGUGGCUUCCAGUCCUCACACCGUAAUAAUACUAGUUACUCCAACUUCUCCUUGGGACCACCAUCAAACUACAACUCUCAAUUCCCCCAUGCUCGGCCUCCCUCCUCUUAUGGCCGACCACCACAACUUUCCUCAGUUAUGGGUUCUCCCUCACAUUCAUAG
This is a messenger RNA of Tripterygium wilfordii, 516 nucleotides long. RefSeq lists its product as uncharacterized. Bases 1 to 516 code for a protein of 171 amino acids. Lineage: Eukaryota; Viridiplantae; Streptophyta; Magnoliopsida; Celastrales; Celastraceae. The transcript has a single exon. The record is from RefSeq and is a predicted model, not a curated record.